GGGACCGGUCGCACGUUUCGCACUCGCGUACCUUAAAAUACAACCUUCAUGUUCGAAACUCCGCGGAAAUCGAACUGUCCACCUUUAAAAUGAUUGUGUUUUGUUUAUAAUGUGUUGGGGGUUUUUGUGACCUGCAUUUUCGGAGGCUGUUUGUUGAAAAGCUUUAGAGGUUGACAGUAAGAUGACUCCAGACAACGCUUUGAACUCCCAAAGGGUCUUCAAGAAGUCAUCGCCCAACAACAAGCUGACAAUGUACCUGGCGUCACGUGAUUUGGUGGUGGAAAACGGGAGUAUCGAUAACAUACAGGGUGUUCUACACGUUGAGUCGGGCAAUUUGGAAAACAAGAAGCUCUUCGGACAAGUUACCCUGACCUUUAGAUACGGUCGCGAAGACGAAGAAGUUAUGGGGCUGAAGUUCUGCAAUGAAGCAAUAAUGAGUCUUACUCAGAUCUGGCCUCCGCAUUGCAAUAACGAUAAGCAUCCGACUUCAGCACUUCAGGAGGCACUUAUAAAGCGUUUAGGAGACUAUGCAUUUCCAUUCCACUUGGAAUUAACUCACCUGGCGCCACCUAGCGUCCAAUUAGUGCCAGCUAAGCAAUACCACGGUGCACCUAUUGGGACCUCUUAUGAUGUUCGGGCGUAUAUAGCGGAUCAAACAGAUGAGAAAAUUUCCCGCCGCAACACAGUUCGAAUGGGAAUAAGAGUGCUUCAAGGUCCAUGUAGAGCCCAGCCACCGGUUUUGCCUCCCCACACCACACACCAUGCCCUGAGCGCCCUGGCGCAUCACAACGUACUCAGACUUAAAGGAAAAACAAAAUUGCAAACGGACCACAGCAGUCGGCAGAAAGAGGAAGAGAACGUGGAGCCAGCGCCACCUCGCGUCGCGGUCGAAAAACCUUUUCUACUUUCUGACGGCAGGGUGGAACUGGAAGCAUGGCUCGACAAGGCGACAUACUACCACGGCGAAUCAAUCAAUGUCAGCGUUCACAUCACAAACCACUCGUCAAAGACCAUUCGACGGAUAAAGGUCCUUGUGAUACAACAUGUUGAUGUAUGCAUGUUCUCAAAUGGGAAAUUCAAAAAUGUAGUGGCACUCCUACUAGGAUCUGGCACACCAAUUCCACCUGAGCAGACCCACAAAGAUUCAUAUAUAUUAACACCUCACAGAGGUGUCACCAAGAAUUGGAUAGCACUGGAGGAUUCAUAUUCAAAAACUGGCGCAAGUCUAGCUUCAACUGUUCUAUGUAACCCCGAAUCUAACGAUGACCGUAACGUGUUCGCUAUCUACGUGUCCUACUAUGUAAAAGUUAAGUUAACACUUAGCGCAAUGGGCGGUGACGUUUCCGUCAAACUACCGUUUACCCUAACACAUUCCUGUAUCAACGAAGCCCCAACUGACAGCGUUACAGAAGAAGCAACCCAUAAAAUGAUUCUAGAAGGUAAAGAAGAAAAAUCAGAAGUAAAAGACAACCAUAACAACAACGAGGAAACAAUUCAUGAAGCGGAUGAACCGUCACAAGAAAGUCAUAGAUGCGUCGCGGAUGUGCUGGUAAAUAUUGAGAAUCAAAUGACUAGACCAAAAGUGACUGAGCAAAGAGAAACGCCGAUUGUCAAAUGUAAUAAUGAAGAAUUUGAUUUGAUAGAGAAAUAUCCCGGCCCCGAUACGUGAUCCGAUGAAGUAAAAGUUGAAUCGAAUCAAACGAAUUCGAUUAAGUGUAAUGAGGUCCAAAUGAAGGGUAGUUUUGCAGAUAAUUUGAAAAGAGUUGUCUGUUGUAUUGAUAGACGAAGACAGUCGUAGUGUGCAUAUUGAAUUGCUGUGCGAUAUUCUCUACUGCUUCAAUAAGUGCACCAAAUAUGUUUUUGAUUCAUUUCUAAAAGAACUCAUUCCGUUUAAAUAUAACACCAAAUUCAGAACCAAAGACAAAAUUGUAUUGAAAAAAAGAUUAUUAUAAGAACUCAAUUUAAAAGACUAAACGAAUGUCAAUCAUAGGUUAAAAGUCAUAAUUAUUAUUGAAGAUUUAAGAAAUAAAUCUAGUCCUUAUUUUUAUAAACGGUGCAUAAAUUUAUCGAUUUCGAAACCAGUUUUCGGUGUAUGCAUUUAACUUAAAAUAAAUAAUAAGUUCAAAUAUGGCCAUAACCUUCGAAAUUGCAAUUUAUUAAUUUUAUCAAUAUUCAUCUAAACGUAACCGAAAAUCUAAAUCACAAAACCAUUAUGUAUUAAAUUGUAUAUAUAAAUAGUGUUCGUUGAUAUAGUUAAGUCUCCAUACGUAUAGAUAGAUAGAAAUUAGUAGCUAAUUAUUUUUUGGAAUCGAUAAAGAUAAAAACCGACGAAACUACAAUGAAAUUGUAUUAAAAGUUCAGUCCUGAGUUCAAAUUUUGCGCUAAGAAAGUCCUGUCCACUGAGAGAUAAAAAAUAAUUUAUUUUUAUUUAUUUUAUUAAUUAUAUACAAUGUAUUAUGUUUACACAUAUAUAACGUCAAAUAUAAAGAAGUAGCCUAUCAUACGGUUACUGUAGGUGUGUAUAUUUUCUUACUUAUAAACCGAUUUAUUUAGGAAUCCUUAAUAAGCUUAAAUGUUUGAGAGUUUACUCAAUUAAAAUCAAGCAAAAACUUAGUAUUAUUCGCAUAGUUGUCAAUAUAAAAAUAUUAUAAAAAAUGUUUUUCGGUUUUCAAUUAUGUAACCACAAAGUGUAUUUUAUUUUACUGAUUAAAGAUUCGGAUCUCAAUUAAUAAAAACUUAAUACGUAAUUUGAACAUAAAAUAUUUACGAAAAUGUAUGUAAUCGUUACAAGAACGACUCUAUGUGCGCGACAUAUUUAUCACUACGAGUGAGUAAACUGUAUCAGUUCAGGGCCAGCCAUUAAUAACAGUUAGGCUUGUCUUCACUAAUGUGAAUAAACUGUAAGAGAUUGUCUUAAACAAUAAUAAUGAGUCUGUUCCACAAAUAGUACGUGAAAAACUGAUUGAAUUUAAAGCGUUUUAUUAAUUUAGUUAACUUUUGUACAUUGUGUGAACGUUAAAAAAUUAACUAACAGUUUCUAAAUCAAGGCCAGACUGACAGAAACCUAUGACAUUCGAUCGCUAUCUAUUUUGUUUACUUAUUAGAAUUUCUAUAUAUCCGGUGUAGCCAUUAUCAAUAUUCGAUAGGAUUAUAUAUGUGUAAAACAUAUUCUUCUAUUUUUAGAAGAUUGUGCAGAUGUUUGUAAUUAGUAGUAAAUCCACAGAUUUCUUUUAAGGCUCAAUUUUUCCAACAAAAUUCAUUUCAUCAAAAUGUCUUCAGUAGUUUUUAUUUGACAGUAUCAAAGUAACAAAUGGCUACAACAAUUAUCAUACUUAUGUCUUUAUUAAUUAAAUUUUAUUAUCAUUAU
Messenger RNA from Pieris rapae (cabbage white), 3367 nucleotides. Its product is annotated as arrestin homolog. NCBI's taxonomy places the organism in Eukaryota, Metazoa, Arthropoda, Insecta, Lepidoptera, Pieridae. The transcript has 11 exons. Gene Ontology annotation, molecular function: G protein-coupled receptor binding. Gene Ontology annotation, cellular component: cytoplasm. The record is from RefSeq and is a predicted model, not a curated record. Bases 182 to 1669 code for a protein of 495 amino acids. Gene Ontology annotation, biological process: signal transduction; G protein-coupled receptor internalization.